AUGCCUGUAUACCACCGCACUCACCACCGCACUCGCCACCGCACUCACCACCGCACGCCUGCCCAGCAGCGCACGCCUGCCCGUCAGUUUAAGCUAGACACCGUUUCGAACACACAGAAAUGGGCGACGAUUAAACUUUCGAUCAUAUCAUUCGUUAUUAUAGUCUGGGUCCUUACACACUACCUCACAGAGAGAGGCCACACAACAGAGACUACUACCUCUACUGGCACAGGUGGUGCUAGCGCUAGCGCCUCUUACACGGCACCCUCCCUCUCUCGCUUUACUGAUGCUGCGGACGCUACCAACGUGGACGCGGCCGUACUCAUCGGCGGUAUCUCGAUGGCUCUUCUUGGCGCCUAA
This is a messenger RNA of Alternaria alternata, 360 nucleotides long. RefSeq lists its product as hypothetical. The transcript has a single exon. The record is from RefSeq and is a predicted model, not a curated record. Lineage: Eukaryota; Fungi; Ascomycota; Dothideomycetes; Pleosporales; Pleosporaceae. Bases 1 to 360 code for a protein of 119 amino acids.